UUCUGUUCUGUUUGUGAGUGAACGACUCCGCUGUCGACUCGUCGGCCGGCGACCGACGACCUGGAAUGACGUCACGGGCCGGCGAGUCUUGACAAAACAGGCUUACCAGGAAGAGGUCUACGCUCUCCGAGUUAUUUUAAGGUCCAGUUAAUCCGCCCGCACGUUUCCCCUCUCCAACCCAGGGGAUAAUUAUUUUAGCACGCGCUGGUAACAGGAUAUCUCUCUCUCUCCAUCUCCCUCUCGCCCUCCCCCUGCUGCCUCCACUCCCCUUGUUGUUCACUUUUCAUCUCUGCUCCCCAUCUUGGGAUUUCUUCUCCUCGUUUCGUUCUCUCCGUCUUUCUUUAUCUCCUCCUCUUCCUGUCCUUUAGUCUAGACUCUGCACUGCAUUAUUCCCCCCCCCCCCCCUACAGAAAAAGGCCUAUACACAAUCCACUCUACUCUUUAAGCCUCUCCUUAUCUGACUGCCAGGCCUACAGCUCAAUGCUCUGCUCCUCUUUCCGCUCUCUUCUGUCCUUCUUCCCUCCUUCCUCGUCCUUCUUCUUCUUCUUCUUCUCUUUUUUUAAAACUCGAUGACGGACAUCUCUCUCCCCUCCCUGCGGCAUGCCCAAUGAUUGACGAACGCCCUCUCUCUUGCCCUUCAAAACGCCUCCUCCCACCAAAAAGGCACGUCCCUCUGCCAGCCCGCCUUUUCCCUUCUUCCUCCGACCCUCUACUGUGUUGUUUCUGCCGGUUCGUAGGCCAAAACGCUCCCCUCUGCCCCUCACUGGCAAAGGACGGAAACACACGGGCAGAAAUCCGCCCUUAAAUUCUCACUGAAGACGCCAAACAGAAACUUAUAAUCUAGCUAGCUCUCUUCCGGUCGCAAAAAUACGACGCGUGUUUUGUGUAUAUGUGUGUCUAGUUAAGAGUGCUAAAAAUGAGAUUUGAUACAAAGCAAAACAAAACAAAUGACAUUAUAUCACCCUAAGUAAAGCAAAUAAUGUUUUCUGAGACAUAUUUUACAUGUGUACGAGAAAACACAUGGAGAACAUGUUUAUCGAGGCAGGGAAGAAAUGUAAUGUAUUCGAUGGAAUAUGUCAUUAUAUUUCUGACCUUGUGUGUUAUGGAAGGUACUGUGUGGCUGUCUCUCUGGUGUACGUUUUUAUUUCUGAGACGAUGGGAAAUCGAGGUUGUCGUGCGGUGUCAGAGAGAAGAUGAAGGGUGGAUAAGGGUUCGGUUAGCCUCAGAUUCAGCGCGAUGUGGCUGGGGAGAAAAAAAAAGUGGAGGGGGGAGGAAGGUAAGAAGGAGAGGGACUUGGCUGAGCUGAAGAAGGAAGUGUCCUUGGAUGACCACAAACUAACUCUGGAUGAUCUGGGAAAACGCUACGGAGUGGAUCUCUCACGGGGCCUGACCCACACCAGAGCUGUGGAGAUCCUGGCCAGGGACGGUCCGAAUGCCCUGACCCCUCCCCCCACCACCCCGGAGUGGGUCAAGUUCUGCCGUCAGCUGUUCGGCGGCUUCUCCAUCCUGCUCUGGAUCGGCGCCAUCCUCUGCUUCCUGGCCUACACCAUCCAGGUGGCCACAGAGGACGAGGCGCCCAAUGACAACUUGUAUCUGGGCGUGGUGCUGGCGGCCGUGGUCAUCAUCACUGGCUGUUUCUCCUACUUCCAAGAGGCCAAGAGCUCCCGAAUCAUGGACUCCUUUAAGAAAAUGGUGCCACAGCAAGCGUUGGUGAUCCGGGAGGGGGAGAAGAUGCAGAUCAAUGCUGAGUUUGUGGUGCAGGGAGAUGUGGUGGAGAUCAAAGGGGGAGACCGCAUCCCAGCUGACCUUCGAGUGAUCUCCUCCAGCGGGUGCAAGGUGGACAACUCGUCUCUGACGGGAGAAUCGGAGCCUCAGACCCGCUCUCCAGAGUUCACCAACGACAAUCCUCUUGAGACCCGCAACAUCUGUUUCUAUUCCACCAACUGUGUCGAGGGUACGGCCCAUGGCAUCGUGAUUUGCACUGGGGACCGCACGGUGAUGGGCCGCAUCGCCACGCUGGCGUCAGAGCUCGAAGUCCGCCGUACGCCCAUCAACAUUGAGAUCGAACAUUUCAUCCACCUCAUCACGGGCGUGGCUGUCUUCCUGGGCGUGAGCUUCUUCAUCCUGUCGGUCAUCCUGGGCUACACCUGGCUGGAGGCCGUCAUCUUCCUCAUUGGCAUCAUUGUGGCGAACGUGCCUGAAGGACUGCUGGCUACUGUCACUGUGUGUCUGACUCUCACUGCCAAGCGAAUGGCGAAGAAGAACUGUCUGGUGAAGAACCUGGAGGCCGUAGAGACUCUCGGCUCCACCUCCACCAUCUGCUCCGACAAGACAGGCACGCUGACCCAGAACCGCAUGACCGUGGCCCACAUGUGGUUCGACAACCAGAUCCACGAGGCGGACACCACCGAGGACCAGACGGGUUUGGCUUUUGACAAGAGCUCUGCUACCUGGGCUGCUCUGUCUAACGUUGCUGGCCUGUGCAACAGAGCAGAUUUCAAAGCCGGACAGGAGAACUUCCCCAUCCUGAUGAGGGACACAGCGGGAGACGCAUCCGAGUCAGCUCUGUUAAAAUGCAUCGAGCUCUGCUGUGGGGGAGUUCGUGAUAUGAGAAGUAGAAACCCCAAAGUGGCAGAGAUCCCCUUCAACUCCACCAACAAAUACCAGCUCUCCGUCCAUGAAGCGGAGGAUAAUCCCUCCGGUCAUAUUCUGGUCAUGAAGGGAGCGCCAGAGAGAAUCUUGGACAGGUGCAGUAGCAUAAUGAUCCACGGCCAGGAGCAGCCACUCGAUGAAAACUGGAGAGAGGCUUUCCAGAGUGCCUACAUGGAGCUGGGAGGACUGGGAGAGAGAGUGCUCGGAUUCUGCCACUUGAGUCUGUCUUCAUCCCAGUACCCUCGAGGAUUCACCUUCGACUGCGACGAGACGAACUUCCCCACCGAGCAGCUCUGCUUCUUGGGUCUCAUCUCCAUGAUUGAUCCGCCGCGUGCAGCUGUGCCUGACGCAGUGGGUAAAUGCCGCUCUGCCGGCAUCAAGGUGAUCAUGGUAACAGGGGACCACCCAAUCACGGCCAAGGCCAUAGCUAAAGGCGUGGGCAUCAUCUCUGAGGGCAACGAGACGGUCGAGGACAUCGCCGAGAGACUGAACAUCCCUCUAAGCCAAGUUGAACCCAGGGAUGCCAAGGCUUGCGUGGUGCACGGCUCGGACCUAAAGGACAUGAGCCCCGAGUACCUUGACGACCUGCUGAGGAACCACACUGAGAUAGUGUUCGCUCGCACCUCCCCUCAGCAGAAGCUCAUCAUAGUGGAGGGCUGCCAGAGACAGGGGGCAAUCGUGGCUGUGACGGGCGACGGCGUGAACGAUUCCCCGGCCUUAAAGAAAGCCGACAUCGGCGUUGCCAUGGGGAUCUCCGGCUCUGAUGUGUCCAAGCAGGCGGCUGACAUGAUCCUGCUGGACGACAACUUCGCCUCCAUCGUCACCGGAGUGGAGGAGGGUCGCCUCAUCUUUGACAACCUGAAGAAGUCCAUUGCAUACACGCUGACCAGUAACAUCCCAGAGAUCUCGCCCUUCCUCCUCUUCAUCUGUGCCAGUGUUCCUCUUCCACUGGGAACCGUCACCAUCCUCUGCAUCGACCUGGGCACUGACAUGGUCCCAGCCAUCUCAUUGGCUUAUGAGACGGCGGAGAGUGACAUCAUGAAACGCCAACCGAGGAAUCCAAAAACGGACAAGCUGGUCAAUGAACGCCUCAUCAGCAUGGCGUACGGACAGAUAGGGAUGAUCCAAGCUCUUGCUGGUUUUUUCACCUACUUUGUGAUUUUGGCUGAGAACGGCUUCCUCCCAAGGGACCUGCUGGGAAUCCGCGUCAGAUGGGACGACCGCGAAAUCAACGACGUGGAAGACAGCUUUGGGCAGCAGUGGACCUACGAGCAGAGGAAGAUCAUCGAAUUCACCUGCCACACCUCCUUCUUCAUCAGCAUCGUUGUUGUGCAAUGGGCUGAUCUCGUCAUCUGCAAGACCAGGAGGAAUUCCCUCUUUCAGCAGGGCAUGAAGAACAGGAUUCUGAUCUUCGGCCUGUUUGUCGAGACUGCUCUGGCUGCCUUCCUCUCCUACUGCCCUGGAAUGGACAUCGCCUUGCGCAUGUACCCCCUGAAGCCCCUGUGGUGGUUCUGUGCCUUCCCAUACAGUCUUCUCAUCUUCAUUUAUGAUGAGGUCCGUAAAUUCAUUCUGAGGAGGAGCCCUGGAGGUUGGGUGGAGCUGGAGACAUAUUAUUAACAUUCAGAAGAUGUCAAUUUGAGUUUGCGUGUCUGUGAGAGAGUGUGUGUGUGUGUGUGUGUGUGCGUACAUGAGAAUUUGUGCGUGCUUGUGGGGGUAGAAG
This is a messenger RNA of Anoplopoma fimbria (sablefish), 4372 nucleotides long. RefSeq names its product ATPase Na+/K+ transporting subunit alpha 2a (gene atp1a2a). Gene Ontology annotation, molecular function: P-type sodium:potassium-exchanging transporter activity; ATP binding; ATP hydrolysis activity. Lineage: Eukaryota; Metazoa; Chordata; Actinopteri; Perciformes; Anoplopomatidae. Gene Ontology annotation, cellular component: membrane. Gene Ontology annotation, biological process: proton transmembrane transport; intracellular potassium ion homeostasis; intracellular sodium ion homeostasis. The coding region runs from base 1237 to 4269 and encodes 1010 amino acids. The transcript has 24 exons. The record is from RefSeq and is a predicted model, not a curated record.